Molecule: messenger RNA, 677 nt
Organism: Acanthopagrus latus (yellowfin seabream)
Lineage: Eukaryota; Metazoa; Chordata; Actinopteri; Spariformes; Sparidae
Gene: lin52
Product: lin-52 DREAM MuvB core complex component
Exons: 6
Coding region: 29-367 (112 amino acids)
Biological process (GO): regulation of DNA-templated transcription
Cellular component (GO): DRM complex
Source: RefSeq, a predicted model, not a curated record
UGUCGUCCGUCACGUGCGUAUUCUGAAGAUGGCGUCUCCAAAUGGAGGUGACGAUUUUGAAUCCUCUUUGCUGAGUUUUGAGAAGUUGGACAGAGCAUCACCAGACCUGUGGCCAGAGCAGUUGCCUGGAGUUGCAGAAUUCGCUGCGUCUUGUAAAAAUCCCAUCACUAAUUCGCCCCCAAAGUGGAUGGCUGAACUAGAGAGUGAGGACAUUGAGAUGUUGAAAGAGCUGGGUAGUCUGACCACAGCCAACCUGAUGGAGAAGGUAAAAGGACUUCAGAACCUCGCUUACCAGCUGGGAUUAGAGGAGUCCCGGGAAAUGACCAGAGGGAAGUUUCUCAACAUCUUGGAGAGACCCAAGAAGUGACAUGUUUUGUUUGUUUUGUUUUGUUUUGUUAUUUUGUCCAAGCAAUAGGAAAUGUGUGAGUACGUGAAGUAUCUGAUGUAUGCGUUAAACAUGUUCAGUCCUUUUUCAACAAAGUUCAGAGACGUUGAGCUCAAACUGUAAAUUGGAGCAAAAUGCUCACACACACAAACACACCGAGGUCCUCUUGCUCCUGAUAGAUACCUUUACAUUUAUGGAAUUGAUUUAUUUCUUUGUCAGUUGAUUUUCUCAGUAGCUUGUAGACCUGUUUGAUUAAAUGUUCCCUAUUUAUUUUUAUUUCUACUUUAAAAAA